Molecule: messenger RNA, 2894 nt
Organism: Musa acuminata subsp. malaccensis (wild Malaysian banana)
Lineage: Eukaryota; Viridiplantae; Streptophyta; Magnoliopsida; Zingiberales; Musaceae
Product: formin-like protein 16
Biological process (GO): actin cytoskeleton organization; actin nucleation
Molecular function (GO): actin filament binding
Source: RefSeq, a predicted model, not a curated record
CUUCAUGGCUUCAGACCUAAGGCCUCUUCUUCUUCUUCCUCUUUUCUACCUUUCUUGCUCUCUUUCUCUCACACUGACAUCCUCACAACCAACCUUGCAAAGGAACAUAGAGACCUUCUUCCCGUCCCUCCCUUCUCCAGCCUUCCAGUAUCCAUCGUCUCCUCCGGCGCCGUCAUCUUUGAGACCGACAGAUACCGGUGUCACAAAGGCCGUCGUCGUCGCCGCCGUCAGCAGCUGUGCCUUCUGCGGCUUCCUCUUCGUCGUCUUCUAUUUCUUCGUCGCCAGGCGGCGUGAGGAGAAAGCGGUACAACCCGUGAAAAGCACCCGCUUGCGGCCGCUGCGAUCCAAUGCGAAUCCUGCGCGGCGGAGGAGUGCGUUCGUGGACGACGAUGGCUUGGAUGCUCUGUACUGGCGCGAGUUCGACACGAAGUUCUGCAGUCACUGCAAUAAAGGGUAUCUGUUCGGGCCGAGGGAGGACGCCGAUGAAGAACGACGCGAGUAUGAUGUGUUCGCUUCGCCACCAGGAAACGAUCGGAGGAUUCAAGAGAAUUCAUUGCUUCCGGCUAGCUUCAUCGAUUCAUCGUCACGGAAUUUUCAUGAUCGGAGCUCCUAUUGGCGGAGACCGACGCAGGUCAAUCAGCAAUUGCCACCGGCGUCAGGUAGAGCCAUACCAUUGACGUCACGGCAAUCGUUGCUUGGAAGCAGCUCGACAAGCUCGCAACCGCCCAGUACGGCCAUGUUCUCGGCAUCACAUUCGCCACCGCCCCAAAGUGGCUCGCCGUGGUCGCUACUAGCGGCACCAACAGAGACCAGUAAUAUGUCACAGCCGCCAAGACCACCGGCUCCACCAUCUCCUCCGCUACCACCGACGACAAAGUUCAAUGCGGCAACUCCACCGCCUCCUCUGCCACCAGUGAUGAAUUCGAACGCCGCGGCGCCUGCUCCGCCUCCUCCGCCGCCAGUGAUGAAGUCGAACGCCGCGGCGCCUGCACCGCCUCCCCCACCGCCGGCGACGAAAUCAGUUCCAAAACCCGCGCCGCCUCCGCCACCCCUGCCAAACAACAAUAAUCCAGCACCGGCAGCGCCACCACCGCCACCAGGCGGUCGCCGCCCGGGCGGUGCGCCAUCUUCGGGGCCUCCGCCACCGGCCCCAGCGCGGACAUCGGCUGCAGGUGCGGCGGACGGUGGGCCCAAGAAGCUGAAGCCAUUGCACUGGGACAAGAUGAACCCCAUUAACGUUGAACAUUCAAUGGUGUGGGACAAGAUCUCCAAUGGCUCAUUAAAGGUUGACGAAGACACCAUGGAAGCUCUCUUCGGUAGCGCAUUCAGCAACAGGAAAGCAGUCGACGCCGCCGCCAACCCCUCCACUUCCAAGGCGGCCAUCACUCAGAUAGUCCUGCUGGACCCGCGCAGGUCGCAGAACAUCGCCAUCGUCCUGCGGUCGACGGCCAUCAGCCGCCGAGACAUCAUCGACGGCCUCACCGAGGGCUGUGGCCUCAGCACCGACGUCCUCGAACGGCUCACCAAGAUCGCCCCCACCAAGGACGAAGAGAAUCUCGUCCUGGGAUACACCGGCGACCCAUCCAAGCUCGCCGACGCCGAGUCGUUCCUCUUCCACAUCCUUCAUGCCGUCACCGUUCCAUUCGCCCGCCUCGACGCCAUGCUUUUCAGGUCCAACUACGCGCUCGAGGUGGGCACCUUUAAGCGAUACCUGCAGGUUCUCGAGCAGGCCUGCAAGGAGCUCAAAACGCCCACCCGGGGUCCCUUCCUGAAGCUGUUGGAGACCGUGCUCAAAGCCGGCAACCGCAUGAACGCCGGCACAGCGAGGGGCAACGCCCAGGCCUUUAACCUCACGGCGCUCCUCAAGCUGGCCGACGUGAAGAGCAGCGACGGGAGCACCACGCUGCUCCACUUCGUGGUGGAGGAGGUCGUGCGAUCGGAGGGCAAGAGCCUGGUCGUCAACCGCAACUACAGUCUCCAUCGCUCCAACAGCGGCGCCACCCUCGACCGGUCCACGAGCCGCUCCGCAGGACGGGAAGAGAGGGAGAAGGAGUACAUAAUGCUCGGCCUGCCCAUCGUCGGUGGACUCAGCGACAAGUUCGCCAACCUGAAGAGGGCAGCGGGCAUCGACUACAGCGAGCUCAUAACCACCUGCCCGACGCUGCAAGCCCGCGUGACAGAGAUCAGGCGGGUGCUGGAGACGUGCGGCGUGGGCGGGUUCGCGAGGGAGAUGCAGACCUUUGUCGAGGAAUCAGAGGAUGAGCUAAAGGCGGCGAGAGGAGAGCAAGCGAGGGUGUUGGAGCUGGUGAAGAAGACUACAGAGUACUACCAUGCCGGUGACUCCAGUGUCAAAGGGGCUCACCCACUCCAGCUCUUUACGAUAGUGAAGGAUUUCUUGGAUAUGGUGGACAAGACCUGCGUCGACAUUGCUAGGAAUAUACAGCAGAAAAAGAAGAAGCACUCGCCGGCGGCGGCAAGAACGGGGUCCGGGUCCACGUCGGCUUCACAGUCGGAACCGUCGUCGAGGGAGGGAUCGGAGAGGCGGAUGAGACCGAUGGCCAGGUUCCCAAACUUGCCGCCCGAUUUCCUAUACCGUAAUUCGAUGUCGGAUUCGAGCAGCGACGAGGACUGAGGGGAAGGUCGGGGCGGAGAAAGCGGACGCGGUGAGGAAGAAGAAGACCGGCAUUAAUUUUUCGUUGCCCAAAGGUGCAUUGUAUGACUAAUUUCUCAUCGAAUAUCUUAUCGGUUUUGUGAUUAGUAGGACGAUCCACUGACUCACACAUUACCCAUCACACAUUACAUCAAUUUUUGUUCUUACAAACAUACUGAUUAAUUUAAUUGGUAAAGCGUUGACUUCGAUGUAUUAUAUCAAAUCCAAAUCAUCGUAUCUUUUG